AGACACCGAAAAAUAAUUACACUGAGGAGAGGAACGAGAGAGGGGGAAGAGGAGAGAACUAAAGGAUAUUCGUAUCGUCCAAUUAUUUCUCUCAGUCUAUCCCUCCAUCACCUCCUUUGAUCUCAGGCAAAGUGUUGGAGCUAUUUAAAGACAUUCCUCGAAUCAAACAGAAAAACCACAAUCCCCAUUACGCUUUGCACUGAAAACCAGGAAAGCCUCUUCAAUUACAAGUACAAUUCCCGCAGGAUCUACAUAUUCCAGAAUUUAACGCGAAACCAUAACCGCAGUCAGAUGUUACCUUGGGAAAUACAUUGUCUUAGAUUACUUUUUUUCUAGUGUUAAUGGGUUUUCAGGGAUUUUUUCUUGGGAGUUAGUGGAAUACGAGAAUCAACUGAAUGUUUGUCUUGCUCAAGAAAAACAAGCUUGAUCAAGGGACAUACAAGGGUAAAAAAGAGCUCCACUGGAUAUUUAUUGAAAGAUACUCCAGAGACCCAUAGGGGAGUGAUUAGGCCUGGAGCUCCAGAAUGACCUAAUCAUGGAAAUUAAUCUUGAGGUAUUCAGGCUUUAUUAAUAAAGGUUGAAAACUAGGUUGUGGACGUGGCUCACUGGAUCACAUGUUUAUGGGCGCCAUCAUCAGGGAGGGCAUUUGAUUGACACCGCCAAGGUGGACACUGUCCCCACAGAGUCUGCAGAUUGGCCUAGUUUCUCAGAAGAGCCCACCCCAGUCAUCUCAACCAAAGUGGGCGGAUUCUCUCCUUGCAGGGACCUUCCGUUCACUCUAGUGUGGUGUGCGCUACAAUUGGCUGACUGAGGCAGGGAAUGCAAUGCUGAUUGGAGGAUGUCGGGGGACUGGGAUGAAGACCUGUGUAAGAAGGCCCUCAUGCUGGUGGAGGAGCUGUGCUUCUCGGGGGGCUACAGCCAGAGUGAACACUGCCAGGAGUUCAGUUAUAUGCUGAGGGGCCGCAACAGGCAGACUGACACAGAAAUCUCCGUCAGCCUCCUCUCAGUCAUUGUGACGUUCUGCGGCAUCGUUCUGCUCUCCGUUUCUCUCUUUGUCUCAUGGAAGCUCUGCUGGCUGCCCUGGAGGGACAAAGAGGGGGGCGGCCUCAGCCUGACUGCGGGGCUCCUGCCUGGGGGAGGAAUUGGCGGAGCUGGAGGGUCAUCCCUCCUUCCCCCUCUCAUACAGAGGAAGGAGACACACUCCUCCUCCUCCCUCUAUCCCUCUCUCUCCCAGUCUCAGCACCACCCUCACUUCUCUGAUGUGCUGACGGUCGAGAGGGGUGAGGGAGGCGGAGUUGGGGGAGUGAUCGGGGGGCCUGAGAGAGCCCCCAUUGGAGCAGUGGUAGGAGGUCCCCAGGAGACGCAGGAACAUUCUUACCUGGACAUGGACUCCUACCCCAACACUGCAGGGGGUGGUUUGAAGCUGAGCCAGACCUCUCCAGAGCUGCCCCCGGCAUCCGAGACAGGCCCUGCUGCCCAGCCACACAGGGACUUACCCAAUGCCCACUCCCAGCAGCAGGUCACUGCACGACCACGCCCCAUGACCCACCAGCUCUCCAGCCCUGAUUUCCAUGGUGACGAGAAGAGUGAGCAAGUGACCAGCAUUGGCCAGAUUAAACCAGAACUGUACAGACUACGGCAGGGAGAGCAGGGUGAGGGGAAACAAGGGGACACUUGUGGGAAAAUCAGCUUCCUUUUGCGCUAUGCCUUCAACACAGAGCAGCUGGUUGUUAAAAUCCUUAAAGCUCUGGACUUACCAGCGAAAGAUGCCAAUGGAUUCUCUGACCCCUAUGUCAAGAUCUACUUGCUGCCAGACAGGAAGAAGAAAUUUCAGACAAAGGUCCACAGAAAGACAUUAAACCCAGUCUUCAAUGAAACAUUUCAGUUUGGAGUGCCUCUGGCAGAGCUCCACUCGCGGAAGCUGCACUUCUCCAUCUAUGACUUUGACCGCUUUUCCCGACAUGAUCUCAUAGGACAGGUCGUAGUGGACAACCUGCUGGACUUCAGUGAGGGGAGUGGGGAGAAGCCAGUGUGGAGGGACAUUGUGGAAGGGCACGCGGAAAAAGCAGAUCUGGGAGAGCUGAACUUCUCCCUGUGUUACCUGCCCACGGCUGGCAGACUCACUGCCACUGUCAUUAAAGCCACUAAUCUGAAGGCCAUGGACCUCACUGGAUUCUCAGAUCCCUAUGUGAAAGCCUCUUUGAUCUGCGAUGGCCGCAGGCUGAAGAAGAGAAAGACCUCCAUCAAGAAGAAUACUCUUAACCCCGUCUACAACGAGGCACUGGUCUUUGACAUACCUCACGAGAACAUCGACCACGUGUCUUUAAUCAUUGCUGUCAUGGACUAUGACUGUAUUGGUCACAAUGAGGUGAUAGGGAUGUGUCGUGUGGGCAGUGAUGCAGACGGGCCCGGCAGGGAGCACUGGACAGCCAUGUUAGCCAACCCCCGCAAGCCCAUUGAGCACUGGCACCAGCUGGUAGAGGAGAAGUCCAUGAGUACCUAUGUGUCAAAGAGCGCGACAUCCUCCUCCAAGCCUCACAUUGUGGUGGAUAGUCCUCACUCUGAGUAGAGCUGGUUCUCAGGCACUGUCCUCCUCCAUACUCCAGACUCCUCUCCCCUCCUCGUCUGUAAUUCAUUCUCUACAUCAAAGAAAGACAGAGAGGGAGAUAAUGGGAGACCUCUAGUUUUGAUAUGGCUACAAGUAAUAGUAUACUAACUUUGAAGAGCUCUACACAUGUAGAUACCAGGAAAUGUACACUGAAGUGCAACUUUCACUGCUUCCGAGAAACACAAAAUCCCCAGCAAACACAUACAAUAAACCUAUAGUUUAGUUCUGAAACACAAAGCAUUGCACUGACAGAACACAUAAACAAGUACACAGUGUUCCUGAUACACACACACACACACACACACACACACACACACACACACACACACACACACAGUAGAACAUGUAGAUACAAUACACACAAAGUGCAGACACACUAUUUAAUACACAUGCACAGUGAGUGUAGUCACCUAGACUCUAAGAGAAGAAAGCAUUUGAUGGACUUCUUUAGAAUGGUGUAUAUAAACACAAUGGAUUCAUAAUGGAGGAAUGUACAGUGUGAAACACAAGUCUUGCUCCAAAAAUAAAGAAAAAAAAACUAAAUCACAAUUUGGUUGAUUUUAUACAAAUCCUGACAAGUGAAUUUUUGGGAUUAUAUCUGUAGACUUCUAAAAAAAUCUGUAAUUGGAACCACAAAGGUCUGUUUUGUCUGAAUUUCUAUUGAAUAUUGUUUUUUUUCAUGGAUAGGUGAAAUUCUGAUGUCUUGAUAUCAUUUUAGGAGGUGAGAUACCAUCAUUGAUGCUGGCACUGAUGCUCAUGUGCCCCUACUUUGUGAAUAUUUUAUCUUUUAUCAAACCACAAAUCUGACUUUUAUGUAAUUCUUGCACAGUCUGAAAAUAUCUUGCCCUGUUCAUCCAGUAUGUGUCAGGGGAUGGGUAAAUGUGGAUGGACUGAUAGUCGACUAAAGCAUGUUUGAAAUAUGUCACCCUGCCUCAUACAUUUUUUUCCACCUUAUUGGAGCUCAUGUUGGUCAAUUAUAAGCCUUUAUUUUUAGAUUUUUUAAUGUGACAAAAAUCAACAUACAUAAACAGUUCUUAAAAGCAGUUUUUCUGUUAUAUGUCUUGGAUGAAGCAGGGGGAAGCCAUGGAGGUGGCAUUAAAUGUUGCUCUUUCAGCAUGCCAUGGUGAACUGUGCCACAAUGUCUGACACACAGACUUCAUUUACGAGGAUUAUCUAAAUGACUAAUGUUGAAUCGGCAAUGUUUGUCAUGGGACCUAAAUUAUGGAUGCACCAGCUUGCUUUUGUGUGCAGCUCUGCA
Messenger RNA from Megalops cyprinoides (Indo-Pacific tarpon), 3866 nucleotides. RefSeq names its product synaptotagmin-C-like. Gene Ontology annotation, molecular function: SNARE binding; calcium-dependent phospholipid binding; phosphatidylserine binding. Lineage: Eukaryota; Metazoa; Chordata; Actinopteri; Elopiformes; Megalopidae. The transcript has 13 exons. Gene Ontology annotation, cellular component: membrane. The record is from RefSeq and is a predicted model, not a curated record. Gene Ontology annotation, biological process: regulation of dopamine secretion; cellular response to calcium ion; regulation of calcium ion-dependent exocytosis. Bases 839 to 2569 code for a protein of 576 amino acids.